AUGGCGAAAGGGUCAUCGAUAUGGACAGAGCAGCUCGUAUCGCUGCUUGGACUCGACAACGAGACGGUGCGCACGCAGAUCCUGCCGUUCCUCGACUCGUUUGAUACGGAGCCGGCGCUGCGGUCGCACCUGCAAGGCCUGGUGGGCGACGACUCGCCACUCGCACGCUCGUUUGUGCGCGACUUUACACGAUCUCGCUUCCCACAACAGGCAUCUUCGGGAUCGUCCACUCCCACACUACCUGCAACCGCUGCUCCGACGUCGAGCGGUGCACCGAGGAAGCGCGGCAAGAAGACGCUCGCUGAGCGCGCUGGACUGGGCCAGACGCUCGAGCCACGCAAGGUGCAGGAUGCAGGGCUGAACGAGGAGGAGCAGAUGGCGAAGCUCGCCGAAGCGUUCGGAGGUAUGGGCACCGUGUAUCGCAAGAAGCACGACGACGAGGACUUCUUUGCAGGAACGGGCAAGGGCAAGAAGCGUGGUCAGCCGACAGCGAAGGCAGAUGCAGCGCACGAGCCAGGUCCUGCAACUCAACCGGACACUUCGGCGUCUGCUGUGAUCGAUGCGACACCGUCAAACGAUGCGAUACACGCUACAACAGCGGUGGACGAGGAGACGUCGGCAGCGGUGCACAGGUCGCAGCCCGCGCCUCCACCGACGGCGGCGAUGGCAGCCAUUGACGCGGUGGUGGAGGAGCUCACGCUGAACCCACCUUCGCUGCCAGACGCUGGCUCUGACGAGGUGGUGCGCAAGAUGUGUUUCUGCCAAGGGCGCAAGCACGCCCUAGCUCCGCAUGCGCCGCUGUGCUAUGCGUGCGGGCUGGUGCUAUGUUCUGCGAUCCUACCGUCCCCGCUGAGUCCGGCAUCGCGCUGUCCUUCGUGCAGCGCAUCUCCGCUGCUGUCGGAAGCGGCACGCUUGGAUCUGGUUGCCAAGCUGACUGCGGAGCGCGAGGUGCUGUUCGAGCAGCAGCUGCUGCAGAUUGCGCUGCAACGCGAACAGAAGAAGCUCAACAAGACCGCGGCGCGCUCUGCCCGCGAGCAGGAGGCUGCGCUCUUCCCCAAGCUCGGCGACCAACCCGUCGCAGCCGCAUCGGCCUCCAGCACAGCACCCGUGAUCGGCAAGCACGGAUCGCUGCAAAAGGCGCGCGCGAUCGCAGGCGAGGCCGACCGCACAGCCAAGGUGCUCAGCCUCGACAUGAAGACGCACAAGCUCAAGACGCACACCAAGCUACCUAAGCCUAAGGUGGCUUCGGUGGCAGAGACCAAGGUGGUGGAGGCCAAGAUGGAGGAGGAGCAGGACCCGUUCGUGGGGGUGGAUGGUGCACCGCUCGUGCGCAACGAAAAGGACGACGGCAUGCACGCCCCGCCACGUCGGCGCAGGGUAUCGUCGAACGAUGUGGGCAGGCGAAUCCCACCGAGGGCGUGGGUGUUGGCGGGUGAAAGCGUAAGGCUGCGACCCACGCCUUCUGUCAAGUAG
This is a messenger RNA of Moesziomyces antarcticus, 1473 nucleotides long. RefSeq lists its product as uncharacterized. The record is from RefSeq and is a predicted model, not a curated record. Lineage: Eukaryota; Fungi; Basidiomycota; Ustilaginomycetes; Ustilaginales; Ustilaginaceae. The coding region runs from base 1 to 1473 and encodes 490 amino acids. Gene Ontology annotation, cellular component: nucleus. Gene Ontology annotation, molecular function: zinc ion binding. Gene Ontology annotation, biological process: regulation of DNA-templated transcription. The transcript has a single exon.